AAGUGGAAAGUUAUAUUUCCACUAUGGUCAUGUCAGAGACUCGAUGCCCAAAAAUGGCACCUUAGUGUCCAGAAACUCUACGGAAGUUGUUGAUAUUAUUUGUGUCCCUGUCGCUCAGAAAUUGGAGCUUCUGCGAGCGAAACUGGACCCGUGGUGUGAAAUACAAGGGUUAUGGAAUGAUACGUUUGAUGCACGUCGAAAUGAUUUGAUUAAAAACAAACUUUCGAUUGCAAACUACCUACAAAAAUUUGCAUGUCUCAAUGUGGAUAAAGUUUGAAGCUGAUUUUGUACGAUUGUAUCCAAACGCUGGGUCCAAGUUGAAAAGUCAUUGGCUUAAAACAACAGAUCAUUUGUUGAUUCGAUUAAACGCUGCUGGAAUUGCUCAUGCAAGUGAUCAUCUUUUACUUGAGAAGAAUCUUUUACUUACCACCAAAAUGUCACAUUGCAAUCUUUUUCCAUUUGCUGCCUUAUUUAAUUCCAAGUGAUAGGCAUACUAGUGGAGGACGAAAAAGAAAGUUUCAAAAUUCUCUUACUAGUGAACAAAAUUCAAAAAUAGCUCAGGUUACAUCUGUCGCUCAACCUCCAAGACGUCUCUCAAUUCAAGAAAGCAGAACCUCUUUCUUCGUCCAUCUUCAGAGUGCAGUGGAUUUGGAGGCGAUAUUGGCAGCAGGAAAAAGCCAUACAGCUCAACAUUGUCUCCAACACCAGCCAAUACCCAUUCUCAUUGGUCCAUUAACAAAUGUGGAAGCUUCGUAUGUAAUUCUAGAAGAUGUUCUGUACGAAGUGCCAUCAGUCAUAGCAGCAUGUGAUGUAACAUUGAAAAUAUGCUAUGCAGCACUCUGUGAAUAUCCGCCAAAUUCCCGAUCAUUGUGGCUUUUCUUGCAACAGGCAUACUUUGAUAUUUUUGAGAAGAAAGACAAACCAGCUACAGUACUAAAUGCAUUAAUUGGUGAGAUUCGAUCCAUAAUCAAAGAAAAUUGUCACGGAGGCGCUUCGUAAGAGCCUUCUGUUUAUUCAUGUUAGUUUAAAUAGUUCUUCCAGUGAUUUUCUA
Molecule: messenger RNA, 1051 nt
Organism: Fopius arisanus
Lineage: Eukaryota; Metazoa; Arthropoda; Insecta; Hymenoptera; Braconidae
Exons: 5
Coding region: 385-999 (204 amino acids)
Source: RefSeq, a predicted model, not a curated record